GGAAUGUGCCCCGUAUGCGCAUGGGCGGAGAAACUGCCGCUGUGCGCUGUUAUUAUUGUAAGAGUAAAUUCUUCUUCUUUUUUUUUUUUAACGAAAAUGGCGUCUAGUCAGGGAGGUGUGGGAGCUGUCACGGCGCUACAAAGCCACCACUACUCCAGCGGACCCCCCUGGAGCCCGGGCAUCAGCCAGUACCAGCACCAGCAGCAGCACCACACGGCCCGCAGCCUGGACCGGGCUCUGGAGGAUGCCGGGUGCUCGGGGAUCCUGAACCUGAGCGGCAGGAAGCUGAGGGAGUACCCGGGUCUGAGCUACGAUCUGACCGAUACGACACAAGCAGAUUUGUCCAAGAAUCGUCUCACGGAAAUCCCACCAGAAGUGUGUCUGUUCGCCCCCCUCGAGUCACUCAGCCUCUACCACAACUGCAUCAAGUGCAUCCCAGAAGCCAUUAUCAAUCUGCAGAUGCUGACUUAUCUUGAUAUCAGCCGAAAUCUCCUGUCAGUUUUGCCAAAAUACUUGUUCAGCCUCCCCCUCAAAGUUCUACUGGUGAGCAACAACAAACUGGUGUCCCUCCCCGAGGAGAUCGGCAAGGCCAAAGAGUUGAUGGAACUGGAUGUGAGCUGUAAUGAGAUCCAGGUGCUGCCGGCUCAGGUGGGGAGGCUACAUGCCUUGCGAGAACUCAACAUCAGGAAGAAUUGUCUUCACAUGCUGCCUGAGGAGUUGGCUGACCUGCCCCUCAUCCAACUUAACUUUUCCUGCAAUAAGAUCACAGAGAUUCCUCCAGCUUACAGGAAACUCAGGCAGCUGCAGCACAUUAUCCUCGAUAACAACCCUAUGCAGUCUCCACCAGCACAGAUUUGUCUCAAGGGCAAAGUGCACAUAUUCAAGUACCUGAACAUCCAGGCGUGUAGGAUGGACAAGAAACCGGACACCUUGGACCUCCCCUCUCUCAGCAAACGUUGCCUUCCACAGCCGCUUACAGAUAGCAUGGAAGAUUUUUAUCCCAGUAAGAACCACGGGCCUGACUCUGGAAUUGGAAGUGACAAUGGUGACAAGAGGCUGUCUACUACUGAGCCUUCAGACGAUGACACUGUCAGCCUGCACUCUCAGGUCUCAGAGACAGCCCGUGCCGAUGCGCUUUCUCUUCUCUCUAAAAUGGAUUCCGUCAAAGAUCAGGAUCUCUAUGACUUUAUAGAUCCCAACCCGGAGGAGGACCCUGCUCUGUCAGAGUGUGACGGGCAGCAGAGCAGUCAUGUGUCUUGUAUCAAGGAACUGGAGAAAGUUCUUAAUAUGUCACACCAAAGCAAAGAUAAAGACGGCUGGAAAGAGGAGUCAGGCUCUGAUAAGGAGCAGCUAGUUGAGGAAGAGGAUGAUGAGCUAAAGGAAGUGCUGGAUCUGAGGAAGAUUGCUGUUCAGCUUUUGCAGCAGGAGCAGCAGAACAGACGACGGUCCUUAAUUUGCAGAGCGGAGAGUCUCAUUCACCGACGCAGAGUGACGGGCCGUGCUCACAGGUUCCUAAGUUACUCUGGAAGCUCAGGCAGCAAACCGAGGCCCCCUCCUCAGACCGCUCGCAGUGCUUCUCUGGAUGAAGGCAGUUGUGGGGCAUCAGUGCUGAGUGGACAGCCUUCUUCCUCCUGCUCAUUCGAUGGCAGCCUGAAGUCAGAUCAGUCGGAUUCGGAGCCAAAUUGGCCCGAAGUCCCACCGGUCCUCAAUCAGAAUGAAGAUCGCAGGAGGAACAAGUAUCUGAGAAAAGAUUAUCUGAAGUACAAGUGUCAGAGUGCUCGGAAAAACUCCAGUGGGAACGACGACUGUGAGGAGGGCUUGCGCAACGUUGAUUUCAGCACCACUCUGACUGUUUUUGGUUUAAAGCCAAGAUCAGCCUUCACCAAAGGAAGCCGCCAGGAGUACACCUCGACAGACCCCAGCUUCACUAUGAGGAGGAAGAUGGAGCACUUGAGAGAGGAAAUCGAGCAGAUAGGACUCUUACGGCAGAACAUGGAGUCCAGGCUGAAGGUGUUGCUCCCAGACGAUGUUGGAGCUGCUCUGAUGGAUGGGGUUGUCCUUUGCCAUUUAGCCAAUCACAUUUGUCCUCGGUCUGUUGCCAGCAUCCAUGUGCCGUCUCCCGCAGUGCCAAAGCUUAGCAUGGCUAAAUGCCGUAGGAAUGUGGAGAACUUCUUGGAUGCUUGUAAGAAGCUGGGUGUAACUCAGGACAAGCUGUGUCUGCCCCAUCACAUCCUAGAAGAGCGCGGCCUGGUGAAGGUGGGUGCGACUGUCCAGGCUCUGCUGGAUCUGCCCGCAUCCAAGCCCACACAACUGUCAGCCGUUUGAACCCGCAGUCAUCCAGCCCACCCUUCUCCCCAGCCCGAUCCCACACCCCGUAGCCGGGGACCAGAGAGCCCCUCGGGGCGAGGACCCAGCGGCUCGUGGGUCUCCGGGAGUUUGCUUCUGCCUGACUGAAACAGGAGACCGGAGGUCGAAGCGCCUCGGCCUCUUCCGCCGCCACACUUCCCGUGCAUCUCAUUUUCACUUGUAUCCUGUUCCAAGUUACUGGGGUCAUCCUGUAUGUGUGUGGACUAGCAAUGUGACUGUGUGCGUCCUGAGGGGAGACGUUGAAGACGUCCCUCUCAACACGCUCAGUGACUAUUGAGGCUGCAAGUGCCGAUGCUGACAACGUUUCCGCGCUGCUGUUGGAGACAUUGUCGGUAAGGAGAUGACAGACAUGUGACUCACUCUUUCACUGAAGAGACAUAUGCUGGCCACAAACCACUGACUGACCUCAAGGGGUUCUUACACUCUUGGGUUUCUCUUCUUUUUGUGGAAUUUAUUUUACCCCAUGAAAAUCAAUUUUUGAAUUUGAUAGUGUUGUUUUUUGUUUUUUUUAACAUUAGGUCCCUGCUGUAUCUGCUUUUCAGCAGCCAGACCUGAUUCCUAAGUUGUGUUGACUGUUUUGAGCUAUCACAUCUCCACUGCUUUUUUGAGGGAGAAAAGUGAGGUCUUACUGGAGGUCGUACAUCUGGAGACAUUCUGCCCGUUUUCCCUCAAACUCUGGUGUAGUUUGGUCAUAUUUAAACUACUGUACAAAUCAAUACUUGGUUUUCUCAAAACCAACCUGCAUGCCGUGAAAUUUGACCACUGUGAGAACACGUGCUAGGCUUGAGAAGCGCCACGGUCCUGUUUUGUAGGGUUUUUUUUCAUUGUACAUGCAAGGUUUCUGGUUUUUGAAAAUUAUUCUGUAUAACUUUUCUAAAGAUUUUAUACUUUCUUUCCAGUCAUUGCCAAUCAUCAAUUGCCAUUUUGUUCCCAGUUCAGAGCAUGUGUUUGCAAUGCAAGGACUUGACUGCUUUGCAUAACCUCUGAUGAAACAUGUUCAUGGUGUAUGUGUGUGUGUGUGUGUGUGUGUGUGUGUGUGUGUGUGUGUGUGUGUGUGUGUGUGUGUGUGUGUGUGUGUGUGUGUGUGUGUGUGUGUGUGUGUGUGUGUGUGUGUGUGUGUGUGUGUGUGUGUGCGCGCGCGUUUGUGGGUGGAGUCCUUCUACACACUGCCACCCUGCUGCCGUGUGUGUGGUUUCUGAUACAGUUCAUUGUUUCAGGGAAAGGAAAUUAUUUAUGUAUUUAUUCAUUACAUUUUUACGUUGUUGCUUCGAAUGUCUUAACCCUGAUCGCCAAUUCAGGUGUGGUGCAUCUGAACGUUUAGAUCUGAAAAUCUGAAAAUGACUGAAAGCAGCUGGAAGAGUAGCUCCUCUGAAUCAUCUGCAUAACACAUAUUGGCGUAACGUGACAGCUGUCACACUUAACAACACGCUAAACAAAUGUGUUUGCACCAUUUGUCAGUGGAGCCAACAGCAACAGGUAGCUGCUUAAAAUGUUGACAAAAGUUAUUAGGUUCUUAUUUAAGGAUUAUUAUUUCUGCAGAGCAAUAUCAAUCUUAUUGUCAGGCAAGCGCUGCGGUGCACCAUUCAUUUCAUGUUUAGGUCUCCAACAUGGGGGAAAAAACUAAAAUGAUAGUGGAAAUUAAAGUAAAGUAAAGCUUUAAAUCAAUAAAUAUCAAUAUCAGAAGUAAGAGUGGCAAUGAUGAUAGUCAAAGGUUUCCUGUGUUUUAAUGGUUUAUUUAACAUAUCGGGAUCAACAUUUGCCUGUGCACCUUUGAAGAGAAGCUGAGGACUCGUAUUGACCUCAUUGACGCUUCGGUCAUUCAAUGAAAUGACCUGUGGCUAUUAAAGGCUUUGCUAGACGUAAAACCCCAUGUUUAAAACAGAACGAUUAGAGUUGUAAUGUCUAGUGAAGACGAAGCUAAUCCUGAUGCAAAUAGUGCUUAAAGAGGACAACUAGUGCUUAAAGCCACUUCAACACCUUGGAAGUUCACAAAUACCAUGUUAAACAGCAUUGAAACAUCUCAAAACAUGACGCAUUGUGCCUUAAAUUGGGUGUAUUAUGAGUUUUUUUUCUGCAGUCUUAUGUGAUUACACUUUUGAGUUCAUGAAAUGCACCUGCCAUUAUUAAUUUUUUUUUUUUUUAAUCCACGAGUUAUAGUUUUCCUCCCUGUACUUAUUUUUUUUCGGAGGAGGCUUUAUAUUCUGUCAGAAUGAAGUUCGAUGUUGAAUAAAUCCAUGGUUUUCAGUGCAUAGACGACCAAAAUCUGA
This is a messenger RNA of Cyclopterus lumpus (lumpfish), 4634 nucleotides long. It is a transcript of the gene lrch2, whose product is annotated as leucine-rich repeats and calponin homology (CH) domain containing 2. NCBI's taxonomy places the organism in Eukaryota, Metazoa, Chordata, Actinopteri, Perciformes, Cyclopteridae. Gene Ontology annotation, molecular function: protein binding. Bases 4 to 2325 code for a protein of 773 amino acids. The record is from RefSeq and is a predicted model, not a curated record. The transcript is spliced from 21 exons.